UUGGUGCAAAAGUGAAGAGGAAAAGCGUUUUUUCUAGAUUUAACAUAAUGAAUCUGUGAACAGAAAGUGUGAUAUCUAUUGUUGUACUAUAGUGUUUUACUACUUUAUGUACACCUGUUCCUAUCCUUGAAUUCAUGUCCAGUAUAGGAAUGUAGUAUUUGAGUACUGCAAUGAUUUUAUCAACAGGGGAUAAUUAAGUGUAAGAAAUAUUUAAAUCAUUGAAACCAGUAUUUAAUUAAACAAAGAUGAUUUGAUAGAGGUAGCACAUGAGUAUUCAGGGUGCGGGUUUUGUGAACUCUGUAUAAUAAAACGUCCUGAGAAGAUACAGGUGAAAAUGCUAACUGACAGUGACACCAGUGUAAAUAAGCUCACGUAACAGGAGGUCCAGUACCUGCUGAUGAGCUCUCCAGCAUGCAAUGGCUUUCAGGUUUCUGCAGGGGUGUCUGAGGGCGACUCGAGCAGUACAGCACUUUCGCUUCCUUCACAGUGCAGCAUGUCUUUCACGAUGCGCCAGCUCCUACAGGCAGCUGCCGUGCCCAGUGUGCCUCCGGAGACCUUCCAGCUGUUGCACGACAGGGCAAGGAUGCAGGAGAUUCCUGCGUGAUCAUCAAAAAGCCGCUCUGUCGACCAUCAGGGAUCAAGUGUACUUUGCUGGGGGCUCUGUUUGUCUGCAUGGAGAUGCCUCAGAUGGGUUUAGGCUCACCGACCAGCAAUCCACAUCCAUGGAUGAGCGGACGUUUGCAGAUCACCUCAGACACUGCUCGUCCAGCAGGCAGGUGUUCAGACUCCUUCUUUCAUUGAAAAGCAUGUCUGACACGAUGGCUGCCUCGGCUCUGCAGACGAUCGCUGCUCUGGAGCAUGACAAGUGUGGGCUGAAGGACCCAACUGUUCUGGACCACGAUGUCUUCAAGGCAGUCUGCUUCCAGUUUGAGCACGAUUCCCAGAGGCUGACAGAUGCCGGGCUGUUGUCUGCCCUUCACGCCUGCACGCGACUGUACGUUGACCCUUGGAGCUCCCUGAUGGUGCGUCUGGUCUCUGAGAGCCAACGUCGGCUGGACAGGGGACAGAUGCCCAUCAGAAACCUCUGCAUUUUGGCUGAGGCACUUUUAGCAUUGGAGGGAUCUAGAUCUGUAAUGCUAAAGCAAGUCAUGGAGCAGAUACAAGGACACGAGGUAAAGGAAUGGAGCUUGGAGGAGUUGACGCAGGUCUACGGCCUUUUGCAGACUGGAAUCGUGGAGCGAGGCCAAUACCAGCAUCUCUUGAACUCCAUGAACAGCUACGCCCUUUCCAGAGCUGCCUCGCUGAAACCAGCCUCUAUCAGCCAGAUACUGAAUGCCUUAGUUGUCCUGAGCCAAACCCGGGCCGUUCCUUUGGUUAUAAGCCUGUGCAAGCACUCGGUGAAGCACGUCCACCGUUUCACAGACAGUGAGCUGGUGGAAGUGCUGGGAGCCCUCAUGCACUUUGGCCACAGCGACCAGUACUUUGUGGAAGCAUUGGAGCGACAUGUGCCCAGGAACACUUACACUAUGCACCCCGAGGCCAUCACCAAGGUCAUGCAGUACUGCGGACGCCGGCAGAUCCUCUCCAAAGCUAUAUUUGAUACAGUGGCAGAGAGCUUCGUGUACAGGGCAGACUCCUACAACACCAGCCAGAUUGCUCGGCAGAUCAUGCCCUUUGGAAAGCUGGGGUACCUGCCCCCCAACACCGGGGAGCUCUUCCACAAGGUGGAGGGGAUCCUGCACACACAGUUUUCUCAGUUCCAGCCCCGCACACUACUCAACCUGCUCCACUCCUGCACCCUAAUCGAAAGGUUCCCUGUGAAUUUCAUGGCCAAGGUUUUCAAUCCCUAUUUCCUUCAGCAGCUGGAAGAGCAGGGCACUGGCUUGGACAGGGUACUGCUUGCACAGUUGACCCAGCUCUAUAUGACAGUGAAACUGGAGUGCCCCUUUUAUGAGGGUCCUAACCUCCUUCCCAAGUACCGUGUGAAAUCGUUCCUCACCUCUGGCCGCUCCCUUGAGACGCCAGUGGACAGGCACCUUUACAAUCGGGUCAAAAUGGGACUCCUUGACCUCCUCGGGGCCCGUGACUACUUUGCUUCAAAUGUGCUGACGCCUUACUGCUAUACUUUAGAUGUGGAACUCAAACUGGACGGGGAAGGAUAUGUGCUGCCAGCCAGCCACCAUGAAGAUGUCUGUAAGAGGAUAGCAGUGUGCAUUGAUGGGCAAAAGAGGUUCUGUGCUAAUACUCAUCACCUGCUGGGUAAAGAAGCCAUAAAGACACGCCAUUUGAAACUGCUGGGUUACAAAGUUGUGCAGAUACCGUUCUUUGAGUUUGAGAAGCUGCAGAACCGUGCGGAGACAGUUGACUAUCUACACAAGAAAAUCUUUCCUCAUAGCUACAGACUCAGCUGGUGAUGUUAUGACAAGGGAAGGGAAAGUAUGGACAUGGGUUCAGAAGACAUGUUUUCCACACGUGUGUCAGUGGGAGGGGUUUGAAUAAACUGACAAUAAGUGUUGAGACUUCA
Molecule: messenger RNA, 2524 nt
Organism: Lepisosteus oculatus (spotted gar)
Lineage: Eukaryota; Metazoa; Chordata; Actinopteri; Semionotiformes; Lepisosteidae
Gene: fastkd3
Product: FAST kinase domains 3
Biological process (GO): mitochondrial RNA processing; regulation of mitochondrial mRNA stability
Cellular component (GO): ribonucleoprotein granule; mitochondrial matrix
Molecular function (GO): RNA binding
Source: RefSeq, a predicted model, not a curated record